This is a messenger RNA of Anopheles moucheti, 2639 nucleotides long. It is a transcript of the gene Mccc1, whose product is annotated as methylcrotonoyl-CoA carboxylase subunit alpha, mitochondrial. Gene Ontology annotation, molecular function: metal ion binding; ATP binding; methylcrotonoyl-CoA carboxylase activity. Bases 73 to 2169 code for a protein of 698 amino acids. The transcript has 3 exons. Gene Ontology annotation, cellular component: mitochondrion. The record is from RefSeq and is a predicted model, not a curated record. Lineage: Eukaryota; Metazoa; Arthropoda; Insecta; Diptera; Culicidae.
GCAAUUCCACCUGUUGUGCUGCUGUGCUCUGCAGUAGAUAAACAAAUAUCCUGAAAAAACGAAGAAAUUAACAUGUUGCACAAAUUGCAAACUGCGGCAAUGCGUUCCCGGCGUUUCGCCUCCGCUUGCACCAACGCUGGCCCAAAAGUGGUACAUCGCCAGAUCAAUAAACUACUCAUAGCCAAUCGUGGAGAAAUCGCGUGUCGUGUGAUGCGAACAGCCAACCGGCUCGGCAUUCGUACGGUUGCUGUAUUCUCCGAUGCGGACGAAAAAUCGCUCCACGUAAAACAAGCGAACGAAGCGUACAACAUUGGCCCUGCUGCAUCUCAACAGUCCUACCUUCGGGGGGAUAAAAUUUUGGCCGUGGCCAAAAAAGCAGGCUGUCAAGCAAUUCAUCCCGGUUAUGGAUUUCUGUCGGAGAAUGUGGAGUUCGCUGAGUUGUGCCAACAGGAGGGAGUAACCUUUAUCGGUCCACCGGCAAGUGCCAUCCGAGAUAUGGGCAUUAAGAGCACUUCCAAGCACAUUAUGUCCGCCGCAGGUGUACCGAUCAUCAACGGGUAUCACGGAGAAGAUCAGUCAAACGAGAGGCUUAUGCAAGAGGCACAAAAGAUAGGGUUUCCGCUUAUGAUCAAGGCGGUACGUGGUGGUGGAGGCAAAGGAAUGCGCAUUGCUGAAACGGAAGCAGAUUUUAUGCCCAUGUUGCAAUCUGCCAGGACCGAAUCGGAGAAGGCUUUUGGUGAUAGUGCAAUGCUGCUGGAACGCUAUGUACGAUCGCCAAGACACGUGGAAGUACAGGUCUUUGGCGACCAUUACGGCAAUGCAGUUUACCUAUACGAACGAGAUUGUUCAGUGCAACGGCGACAUCAGAAGAUUAUUGAAGAAGCGCCCGCACCGGGACUAUCUGAAGAGCUACGAAAACAGCUCGGCGAAGCAGCAGUUCGUGCCGCUAAAGCAGUAAACUAUGUCGGUGCUGGAACGGUAGAAUUCAUUCUGGACAAAGAAGAUCUAUCGUUCCACUUCAUGGAAAUGAACACACGCUUGCAGGUGGAACAUCCUAUCACGGAAAUGAUUACCGGGACGGAUUUGGUGGAAUGGCAGAUAAAGGUAGCUGCAGGCGAGCCUCUACCGGUAAUGCAGGAAGAUAUCGUUAAGCGCGGGCACGCUUUCGAAGCUCGUAUCUACGCCGAAGAUCCAGCCGGUGGCUUUUUGCCAGGUGCCGGUCCUUUGGACUACCUAUCGACUCCAGAGCCAUCGAAUACAACGCGUGUCGAAACUGGCGUACGUCAGGGCGAUGAGGUAUCAAUCCAUUACGAUCCGAUGAUAGCAAAGUUGGUUGUUUGGGGUGAAAAUCGUGCCAGCAGUUUGCAGCUCUUGAUCGACCAAUUGACCAACUAUCAGAUAGCUGGUUUGCAGACCAACAUAAACUUUUUGAUCGAUCUUGCACGGCACCAUCAUUUCCAAGCUGCAGACGUACAUACGGGAUUCAUCGAGCAGCACAUGGAUACACUGUUUCCGAAAAAAGGAAUACCUUCGGAGAAGGUAGUACAGAUGGCAUUAGCCCACACACUAAACGAACGCGUACAAUCUGGUGCCAGUUUGGGAAGAAAAACUGCUAGCCCAUUCGAUGUUGAAUACGGUUUCCGACCGAACUAUGGUGUGGCAAGACAAUUGAAAAUAAAAAUCGGCGAUGUAGAACAUACGGUGGAAAUAAUGACGAACGCGGAAAGCACCUACUCCGUUCGUGUGGAUUCAGGUGAAUGGAUGAAGGUUACGGUCCGGCGCAAACCCUAUGUGCAUCGUUUUCUGCUAGAAACGAAUAUUGAGGGACACGUGUCGUGCUUUAACGCAGUCAUUUCGGGUGAAAAUAUCGCUCUUUUUGAUGAGAAUGGCAUGGUGGGAGGAGAAAUUGUUCAGCCACGUUUUCUCGUUACCGAAAGUUCGAUGGGUGGUGUCGAUGCUUCGAGUGUAAUCGCCCCGAUGCCUGGUGUGCUUGAUAAAUUGCUCGUCAAGCCAGGCGACAGUGUGAAGGUUGGAACGCCGGUUGCGGUGUUGAUCGCAAUGAAGAUGGAGCACGUCCUGAAGGCGGCAAAGGAUGGUGUGGUUAAAGCGAUCCCGAACGCAGAAGGUAGCAAUGUUCGCAAAGGCGCUAUCUUGCUUUCAUUCGAAUGAAUAGGUACAACCUAUUUGAAAAAUGAAAUGAAAACGAUCCUGCAUUUAAUCUGUUCUGAACAGUCUGACACAAAGUGCAUUUAUUAGAUAGUAAGCUGUAGAUCGGUAGAUCGGUGAGAUUCAAAUCAUUGAGAUAAUAUAGAAUAACACACAUUCUACCAUAUAGCGUUUAACGCUCUGAUAUAGAAGUAGUCAAUGAAAUUCUACGCAGGAAAACUAAUUUUAACGAACACACAUCGAAGCUAUUGCUACAGGAAAAAAAAUUACCCAAAUUUGAAGAAGUUAAAAAUUUAAAAACUCCCACGAAGUCCAACAGGACAGCGUUUAACGCAUCGCUAGUAAGACGAUUAUGAAUCAAAAUUUGUAAAACAGUUCUUCCGUGAAAGUAACUUUUACAUUCACACAAAGAGUGUACUAUUUUUUUCAAAUAACCUUGUUAAGUUAACAUUCCAAUAUAGAAGAUGAAUAAA